AUGGAGAACCAACAAAAAUCGAAGUUAAACAUCAAACAGCGCUUUUCCUGUGGCUUCGGGAUCGUUCUCAACGAAGUUUUCCGCCAAAUGUACAUUUCUUUUUCCAUUAUAUUUUUGAUGCAAGUGAUUGGUUUAUCGGCAUCCCAAGCCGGAUUGGCUAUGCUUAUUGGACAAACGACUGACGCCUUUACCUCUCCAAUAACUGGUUUCUUGGGCGACCGGGUGCGAAUUCCAUUUAUUUCCAAAAAGAUGGGUCGAAGGAAGUCGUGGCACUUAGUGGGAACGGUUAUGAUGGCCGGUGGACUUCCUCUUCUGUUCAAUCGGUGUUUGGUAUGCAACGAUUAUCAGGGUGUCAGUUGGUUGCAACCUUUUUACUAUUAUUGCAUCAUGGUUAUUAUAAGUGCGGCAUACAACAUUCUGGAGAUCAAUCAUCUUUCCAUCACCUUCACUGCAGCUGGGACAGUGCAAGAAGGCGCAGCGUUAAGUGCUAUAAGGUUACAGCAAUAACACUAUUUUUUUGUUCACAAUUUCUUGACUCUGAUUUUUUUAUUCUGUUCUCUGACUGAAUGUGAUCUCACUAGUGGUUGGGAGUGUAUAUAUUGUUAAUCAACGCAGCAAAAACUGAAGGGUGCACGUUUUUGCCUCUGCCUUUUUUAUUUUUCAAACCUUUUUUUUAUUUUACGCUUUGAAUAUGAAAUGCAGGCACCUGAUUUGACGGGUUACAAUAACAUCAGUGAUUAAGUUCAGCUCAAGACAUGGUACUGUAUAGGAAUAAAGAUAUCCUCAUCCUGAUUUUAUGCCGUUAGAGUCGACCUUUUGUUUCUUUUUUUUUUCCUUUUUUUUUUUUUCUCAUAUAGGACAGUCCUUAGUUUCGUUACGGGAAUAUACGUUUAUGUGGUUGCCUGGGGACUGCUUGGUCAGGAUGGCGGAGACGAUCUGGGGCCGGAAAGUGUAAAACAGUUUGCGGUAGGUACCGAAAUAAAGUGACGAUAUGGAAGUUGCAUUAAUGAACAAAGCAACCUAACUGAUUGGAUUAAUGAUGAUGAUGAUGAGAUUAAAUUCGUAAUACCAUAUUGCUCCCGCGCCCAAACAAACGCAAGUUUUUUAUGGUGCCUGCAUGCCUUUUGAUAACUAGCUAUAUAGUGGAGCAUGUGUAAUUCGUUUUUUAAACAAGCUAAAAACUUUUUCCUAGAGUAUUCUUAGGUAUGUAUCAGCAAUAAAAGUUUAAAUUGAAAUAAAACUAUAUUUAAGUUUAAAAAAAUCGUAUUUUAGUUAUUUUCAAAUGUUUAUAUUUCUUUCCCUUUCGACGCAGUAUCUUGUAUGGAUUGUCACUGGUACAGGAGUAGCUUUUACAGUCAUUUUUUAUAUUGGAACAAACGAACCAGCCGUACGUCCUCUAAGAAAGGUCAGCACACUCAAGGAUCCAGUGGUAUAUGAAGCAACAUAAGAUAUCGGUUACUCUGUCCUCGACGACUAGCCAUCUUCCUUUAAGCCCCUGGCCAUGGACGAUUCGUAACCACGAUUUUUAUCGUAAGAAUGCGUUGUUGUAACCUUGUUGCGAUAUUGUUUCGAAUGAAUGCAACAUUGUUUGAUUGCAACGCUCGCCGUUUUGCGCUGAAAAUCGUUGUUGCGAAUCGUUCCUAAGAACAUCACCUUUAGUCCAGUAUUAUAUGGACUUUGCCUGCUAAAUUAUGACGUUGAUGUUCUUGCAAGGUUUGGCUGAUAUGUAUGUAUCAACACAAGAGAGAAUAAUCUCUCUGGUUGAGCUAAUUCUAGGCUAUAUGUGAUAGCCCACUAGUAGCGUAAAGCGACGGCUUUGAAAACCAAAACAAUGGCGGCUGAAUCGCGUGUUGCUAGCUAAAGUUGUUUUGUCUCGAUAUUUUUGACCAACUAGUUGGAUUUUACUAAAAAAAAUAUUCCUCUCGCCCUCAUGGCCUCUGAGUCAAUAGCCCAUUCGGUUAUUCGCUCAGAGCCCAUUCGGGCUCGAGGAAUAAUUGUUAAAUACCUAGUGCUGUUGCAAUUUGUAGUAAUCGUCGCACUUUAUAUUACCUGAAACUAAGUCCGAUCACAUGUCGCAAUUCGCCACAAAGCCGUGUCGCACUUGGUAAUAAAAAAGUGUCCACUUUGACACGUCUCCCCAGGAUGCCCAUCUCUCUUUGUUAGAAAAUAUCACCAUACCUUAUAGACUUAAAGUUUGUACCAAUUAAUCAAAUACCUACUCUUGCAUGUCGGCAAGUGUAAAUAUCUGAGAGUUUUUUCCACGUCGACCAUGAAUUGUCUCAAGAAGAGUUUCACAGCGGUGGCAAUUUUAUGACAUGAAUAAAUCGUUUUUAUCUUUGGCUAGAACGGUGAAGGAUUAUUUCAGGCUAGCCAGUCUGCUUAUUCAAUGGUCUCCGAACAAGUUGAUGGUGAGUUGAAUGAAAUGGAUUACUCUACCUUUAGUUCCAAUCUUUCUGUUUUACGUUCACCUCACAGUGUACGUUGAAACACGAGCAAAUAGUACUAUAUUGAGGUCUAAUUUGUCAGUAAAAGGAGACCUUGUCAAUUUAACGAUACCUAAGAUGGAGCUAAAACUCACACAUCAGUAGGGCCAAUUAAUUUUAUAAAACUUUUUCAAGUGUAAUUUACAAGUGUUGCUAUUGUUUUUGUACUCCAAAAAAAAUAGCUAUAUGUUCAUUGUUACGCGUCAUAAGUAACAACCGAGUAAGGGUCUGCGUUCUUUUUUAAUUAGUUAGUUUCUCACGUGCGGAUGCUGAAAAAGCAGCGAAAACGAUCUUUCGAUAAUCCUGCCUCUCGAUCAAUUCCUUGCGACAAGAAGUAGACGAUGAGGUCAAUUAAGAAAGAAAAAUUCCCAUUAUGGGCUCCUGAUCUGGAGGGAUCCUGAAAAGAAAAAGAUAUUCAAAAAAAUAUUUCGUUAACAUCACGGGCCAACAUCGGGUAAUAUUGAAAGGUAAAAUCAGAUAAAGAAAGGAGAAGGGAUGUCUUUUUACCUCUUUCAGUUAAUACGCACUCAGUAGUUGAACACAAUAUCUAUGUCAAAUAAAGCUAAUUAUUAUUCAUUCAAAAUAUUUCCCCAAUUCUGAUUGGCUAAAAGCACACGCAUAAUUUACCAUAACCAGUUACUGAUGACCAAAUUUGGAAGAAUUUUGUGUUUAACGAGGAAAUGACGUCAAAAACGCAGCCUUCUACAGGUUAAUGCACCGUUAACCGAGAAGACCUGGGAACGAGGUUGAGUUGUUUUUGUUGUGAAAAUUCAAAUGGCGGACACUUCACUCGUUUCAACAGUAAUUAAGAACUACAGCUGGAACUAGAUGAAAUAAUUGCUAAAAACAUAAAGACAACUCGGAGGGCGACAUAAGCUAUUUGGAGAAUAUUUGCGGAGCUGAACAAAACAAACCUAAACGUACACUAUCGAAGACAAACUUAACAUCGAUGCAGGUAAGCAUGUUUUAGCUAUGUUUUUAAACUAGGAAUUAUUUUGAAUGAAUAAUAAAGCAAUUAACGAAUUCGGCUUUCGUAGGAUAUGAAGAAUUAAGCAGAUCUCGGAGGGUGUUAUCAACCUCGGCCUUCGGCCUCUGUGGAUAACACCCUCCUCGAUCUGCUUAAUUCUUCAUAUCCUACUCAGUCUCAUUCAUUAAUUGCUAAAUAUCAGUAAUAAGACGAAAGACUGGAGGUCCUUUUAAUAAGGUAUAGAGAAAAUUGAAUUUUUUUAAAAAAUUCCUUUUAAGAUGCCAAGAGGAAAACUUCGACCAUAUUCCAUUCCCUUGUUGACAUUUUUAUGUCUUCGGUGGAAAACACGGAAGUUGUCGAUAAAGCAGCAACUGCUACAGCAGCGUCUAAAAAGAUAAGUCUGGUACAACGAUUUGUUGAAGCUCUCUUUUCUAAUGGCGAUGGAAACAGUCAUGAAGAUUCAGAAGACAAACUUCAAAUUUCAGAAGUCAAAUCAGGAGCGUCAAGUAAUCAAGAGAAACCCGGAAGCGGUAGGUAAAAUGGUAUUUGCGUUAUUGUUUUUACAUUAUCUAUGAGCGGGUAGUGUUUCUGGCUUUAAAAAACAAUUAUUUACCGAAGUGGAGGUGGUUAGCGGUGUAUUUACUGAGGCCGCGAAGCGGCCAGGUAAAUUUGCACCACUAGCCACCGACACUGAGGUGAAUAAUUUUUACUGGGCUGCCUGUCGUACAGCCCAGUUAUAAAUUGGGCUCGGAUUUUCCUUCUGGCACAAAUCGUACUCUGGCGUGUUGAGCGCGGGCGCAAGAUAUUAAUGUAUGCGCAGAAUGCGUAGAAUAGAUCAGCGGACUUCAUCAGAGUACAUUCCUAGGAGCUCUAAGCGACUCAAAGCUAUUAGCAAUCUAUCUGCGGUGGAAACAUACGAAUACAAAAAUAAGAAUGUAAACGCUGUUGAUGGUUAGCCCACAGUCUGAAAGAUAGCAAGCGUUUUUGGAAAAGGUAUAGUUCACGAGCUAUACUAUGCAAGAGACCCAUUUACAAGCGAACUCUUCCGAGUGAGUCUUUAUCAGGAAACCUUGUAUAGUAAGUGAGCUACCUACUGAGUUAGAAACCCUAAAAGAAUCACCCAAAUUAACUGUUAGACUCAAACUGUUCCUUACGUAAACAUUACGAGCAACUGGAUCAGGGACAUUCAACAGUGUUUUUGAUCAACACAACCGCCUUAUGGAAGAAUUCAGUACUUCAUCAGCCAGCUUUUAGGUAACAAUAUCCUUGCUUUUACAUCUAACUUUUGUAUUGAUUUCAUUGAUUUUAUCUUUCUUUCUUUUUAUCGUCAUUUAUGCAAUCAUUGUAAUCGCGUAUUUAGUGAUCAAUCUUCUAAUGCCGUAUGUAGAUGUUUAUACAGAGGCUGUUGUUAUUUCAAUAUAUAUAAAACAAAAAAUCUGACUAAAAUUCACUGCACAAAAAUACAGCACUAACAGAUCGUGUCUGUUCAGUUACAACUCGCCUCUUCAAUUCAGAAACAAAACGGUACGCAAUGAAUUGGUUUACAUAAUGUACGCAUACCGUAGUACUGUUUGAAAUUCUGUAUUUCUGUUACACCCUGAUUACACGUACUUAACAAGAACGCCGGAAAAUAUUAUCAAUGCUGGGUACUGGGUACUUUUUGAAAAUUAAUUCUUAGCAAGAAAAACGAGUGUGUCCUAGUGUCGUGAAUACCGUACGGCCGUUCUUCACGAUAUCACAGUUAUAAGCAAAGACAGGGUUUAUUUCACAGUCUCGCAUUAUAUCCUCAUAUUGUACAAUGGCUCGCUCACACACUACACGAAAUCGGGACUUUCUUGGAUCCAGUAAGCUUUAGUUUUUAAUCCGAUCUGUCAGCAAGUUCUCUUUCGCUCAGUUAUGUUUGAAUACUUCGAAUGAAAUCCGCAAUCAGUAAAAUCUGACAGACGAGGGAAACUUUCAAUAAUCACAAAGUUUAAAAGGAGUAAAAUCACGCCAUCUCACAAUCACGCUACACUCUUGCUUCAUAACACCUACAACAGUCGCAAAAAUUAUUAAUUAUUAAUUAAUUAUUUUUUUACGGCAGCAAACCGGGAAGGCAUUGUGCUCGCAACUUAUGAUUACGCGAGUUUGGCGCUGCUCGCUCGGAGGAACUGGAGGUGAACCAGUGAAUAGUGCAGGAUAUUCACUGAUUGACUAGCCAAUCAGAGAGCGCGAAAAAUACUAUCCGCUGUUUUAGUAUAUACUUAAAGUAAAUAGUCAGGGUGUCAACGUCACUUCAAAACGAAACCUCGGCUUAGCAGUGAUAACAACCUUGUAAAGGGUCGCACUAUGAUAUUCUAUUUAACUAUCAUGAAGUGCCAAUCAAGUAAUCUUAGUGAGAUUUAGAAAGCAUUUAGGCAUAAAUUUACAAGGGAUGAGAAUCCUCAGACGUUCUGGUAGUUCAAGCGAAAUGACGCCAUUGUACUAAUGUCCUAUUGUCAUUUCUCCUGUAGAUCUGAUAACACAGGUAGCAAGACUGGACCAGGAUUGCAAAAAGAGUCUUGUCUUUCGCUUCAUGAUAGAUACGCUUGUUUAUAAAGAGAGUCAAAGGCAACCAGAAGCAACUGGCGUUACGGCCGAAGAAGGGCAAGUGGAUCUUCAAGAGGAAAGUAACAAGAAGAAUACGAACAUUUUUGAAGACGCGACAGAUUCUACUGUAUGGUAAGCGUUUUUCUUGAAUUGAACACCCGCUUUUUUCAAGUACCCACGUGACGGUUCCUGGGGCCCGUUUCUCGAAAGUCCCGACAAUUAACGGGCCCGGUAAGCUGUCUCCGUUUACAUUUAAGGUCAAGGUUUCAAUAGUUUUGUAUCUAACAUGAUACAACUAUCAGUUAAUGAAACAAAAUGGAGUAGUUUGCUAGCCAGGACCCGCGCUCUUAUUCUUUCUAUUGCGAUUUGGAUAUUUGAUUUCGGGGCCGAAAAGUUACCGGGACUUUCGAGAAACGGCCCCCUGAACACAAAAGCAACACCCUGUUCUUAGGCUUUAAGGUGGUCACAACGACCUGUGCGCACAAGUUUUCUGUUACUUCCGUGGCAAUCCACUGCUAUGGAUACCCGCAUUUCUCCCGGCUACGCUAACGUAAACAAUACGUACACAAUUUUGUACUGGUACCCAAGAACUAGUAUCCAGGCACCAAGUGUGAUUACAAAGCCUAAGGUGACGUGCAUAAAGUGGCAGUUGUUAUGAAAGGUUGAGGGCUUUCCAAUCAGUUCCCAUCCACAGCCUCAUCACCGACUGCACCUCUCAGAGUUUUGUACAUUGCCAUCUUGCUCCUAAAAUAGUCUUGUAUGAGCGUAUUUUAUUUCAUUUAGUUUUUUGGUUUUCCCAGUGAGUUAAUCUUUGCUCAUAUUGCUGACAGGAACGGAACGAAAAAUACAGAAAUAAUGGAGGGAAAUGAAGAUCAUAAUAUGAAAACAAGAGAACAUGAUUUAAAUGGUGCUGACAAAGGAUAUAGCCAGCGUCGGAAAAGAAGCACGUCUUCGACACCAGAAGAUGUCUGUAAGCUUGGAAUACACAACCUUGGUUACCAAAAUGAAACCUGUGGGCUGGAGAUGAGAACAAUAAACGAAGAAGACGUCACUCAGCCUGUCGGUGAAGGCGAUGCAAUUAUCCAUGGUUUCGAAAAACAAAUGUCACCUUUUACAGAAACAAAACCGGGCAAAAAAGUGAGUUUCUCUGUUCCGGAAAGGAAUGAAGUCCGUAAUUCAGGAAUUUAUCCUCUUCAUUCAGAGAUGACAGCAUUUUCAGACAAAGAGACGCAGAAAAGAGUAAGCUUAUCUGAGCUGAAAGAGAAUGGACCUGAGAAAAAAGAGACGGGAGAUGAAUCCAAUGAUAAAUCGUGUAAAUCUGCGAUUAGUGGAGGAUCUGAAAAAAGGAAACCAAAGACGACGAUGGAUUGGUUGAAGACUCCUAGUGUUUACAAGGUUGGCAUCUCUUAAUGUGUCCAAUGGCAUUUUUGCUUUUUAAUUUCACUUUAAGUCUUAUCGGUGUAUUAUCCCCUUAUGAAAUGACUUGCCUUUAAAGCAGCUGCAAGAUUGACGUGUGAGGAUCAAUAAAUCAUUUGCAGAUUUACCGAGUCAAUUAUACCGAAAGGCUAACCUUUGCCAAUACCUUAAGAUACCGAUAGUGUGCCGUUUAACAAUAUUGGUUAAGUCUGUUGUCAGUUGAGAACCUUAUGCAGUUCACACAAACAGGUAAACAACAAAUAUUACAUUUUUCUGUCAAAAAGGCUGUAAGGUAUUAGCCCUGUUUAAAACAAAAUCGUGCUAAAAACUAAAGUCAUUGACAAAUUUACCAAGUUCAUUUCAUUAAUUAGGUUGCCGUUAUCGUCACGUGUGCUCGCCUUGUGCAGGAUGCGGUUUAUGCGUAUUUACCGUUGUACCUGACUGAAAGACUGGGCUUUGGGCAGGUAAGACGAAUAAUUUUACACCCUUUGUGCCAAUGUGUUAAAAAGUAUCCUCCAUCAAUUGCUCUACGAUCAUCACACCGUUCGCUAUUAUACAAGGGUACCUCUAAUUAUAGAAACAUUUCCAUGUGAUGGCAUCCACAACGCAUAUACAUAAAGGGGUUAUUAAUUUUCUCUUCAUCUCAUUUUACUUUAAGCUUUUUGUCGAUUCUUUUGCAGCAAUCCAUUGCCUAUUUUCCCCUUGUUCUUCUUGUUGGCGGAGCAAUGGGCAGCACUCUUUCAAAUAAACUUAACUCCAAACUGGGAAACACGGUAAGCGGCUUCUCCCUCAUUUAAAUUUUUCUUUACAUGUAACAAGUCGAAUAAUUCAACUGAUAAUAAAUUAAAAAUAAGGGAGUAACAAAAUAUCUGCAACUUGCACUGUUAAGCGAGACGAUCUCCUUACCGACUUUUAUCGGGGCUCCCGCUGAGCAAACCCUCUCUCCUGAACUUGAUCUAUAUUUGAUAUCUUUCCUCAGGGAACUUACCUCAUUGGUUCACUUCUCGUGAUUGGUGCAUCUGUAUACUGUUAUUUCCAAACCACUGAGUUGAAACUGUCCACAUAUGCGCCCGUAAUCCUAACAGGCAGCGGCAUGUCCAUCAUGUACGUCAUGGCUCUGACGUUCUCCGCAGAACUCGUCAAAGCAGACAAGGUGCGCCCACGCAAACGUUGUGUGGAAACAGAAUAAUGACCGUAAUAUAAUAUAAACCUAUUUAAUCUUAUAAAUUUAAAUGAAAUACUUCGGUCAAGAUAAUUGAGAUACCACCCGACUGACUGUUUAAAAAACUGAGAUACUACGGAACUUCUGAUUGGCCAAAAUAACUGGAAAACGAAAGGGCGUUCUAACUGGUCGAAAUAACUGACAGACGUCACGCACUCUUAUUGGUCGAAAUAACUUAAAUGUCAUAUGGCUAUUGACUGUUCAAAAUAACUGAGACACUACAUGUGUCCCCGACUGGUAGACAAGCUGAUGAAAAUACUUCGCUUGUUCUGAUUGGAUUAAAAGCAAUUGUUUAAUAUAAGGGCCUUGUAACUAAAAUCAAACUGAAAAAAAAAAUUAAAAUUUUUUUAAUCCUUCCAGCUGUAGUCACUCUCUUAAAAUAAAACGUCAAGAGUACAGGGAAAAGCUAAUGCAAACCCUUUUCCAACUUGCUUUCGUAAAUAGAUUUCCGGUUAACCGGAUUACGCAUGAAAGACUGUGGAAAUGGACACAUCUCCCUUUAAUUUAGACUUUAUAUUAGAGUGCCACAAUUAGGUGACAAAGAUUCCACUAUGGUUGAACUAUCAGAUCAAGAGAUCAGGCGCGACUAUUCAUAAACACAGCCAUCUCCCAAACUUUCAACAUAUAAAGCUACCAGCCGGGUUAAACGUUUCCACGUUAAUUAAAGUGUCUGAAACAGUUGUGCUGUCUUUUACAGGAAACCAGUGGUUCGGCAAACGCCAUCAUUGUUUUUCUAGGAAGAAUAUCCAGCGGUGGUUUGCUGAUGGUUAUACAAGAGUUUUACCCAGAAAACGGGUGAGAAUAUAAGUGGAUCUCCUACCUUAAUUUGGAAAAUCGAUACUUUUGUGGUUGGGUGAAAAAUUUAAUUUAAUUAAGUGCCAAUUUCUAGGAACGUUUGUUCUCGGCUAUCUUUACUGUCUUCUCUGUUUUGGUGCAAGGAAAGGCUGCACAUUACCAUGGUUGGCUAGAAUGCAUGAUUCGGGUGAUUAAAAUGUCCCGCUACCUCGAUGCGUUUUGUCAAUCUAAGGCAUAUACUAAAAGGCCCAAAAGCUGCCCCUUUUUAUUCUUAGUUCGUCAAGCGAAACGCGCACAGGAAAAAACGCCUGGAGGGCGAUUUUUAGUUAUUUUAUUUUAUUUUAUUUUAUUUUAUAGCUCUACGUCCAGUUUGAGUGAAAGCGACUACGUGCAUCAUGUAUUUUCUAUAGUUCCCGCUCUAUUGGCGCUUGCUGGCUCGCUGAUGGUUUUAUUCUUCCGUCCACCGUCAUGUCGUACAAAAAGAGGUUGGUACCGUUUCAAGCUUUCCAUGCAAUUAUGUCUUAUCAUAAGCUAAGUUGUUUAAGAUAUAGCUUCUGUACAAUAAUUUUAAUAAACACAAUCAAUAUGGCAAAACUCAUCUCUGGACACUAAUUAUGUCAUGCAGUUUGUAAAUGAAACUAUGAUCGAAUUUCAUCUCCUUUGCUAGACCGCCUUGAAUGGAUUGUUUUACAUCAGCAUUCGUAAACUAAUGCUGUCGUUUGCUUGUGCUAUAGAUAGUGUUAAGAGGCCGUUUCUUUCACACUGAAUUAACUAGCCUGCCAAAACAGCCGUUUCUCCUCGCUCCACCCCGCUUUGGACGUUUCGCCAGAAGAGACUCUCCUGGAGAAACGGCCCAAGCGGCGAGGAUUGGCUGUUUUCGCAGGCUAAAAUAAAUUAACAGGCAUCAAUUUCAGUUACUCUUGCAUUUCUUUUGCCCAAAUAUACAUUAUGGUUGUAUCUAGAGGGGGCCGAAGGGGAGGCACGCCCUUCACUCUUUUUUUCUAAAAUUACUUGUUCUAUAGAGUUUUCAGUUUAAUUUUUUUAAAAAAAAUCUUGAUUCAUCAGUAUGCACUCAGCGUUUUCUCUAAAGUUUCUGGAUCCUACAUCCCUGGCAUUGAUCGUGUACGGAAACGGAACAAGAGGAGCAGUGAGCAGUUCAUGGGGGCUUUCUAAUUGUGUCUCCAUGAAACCACCUCUUUAAUAUCAGGCUUUAUUGAUCUAUAAUGCCUCCUAGCUAGACUAGGUUUUUAGCUAUUUUCCAGGUGGCUUGUACCUUACAUAAGUAGUAGUGUCUGUUUUUUAAAUGUCUUUUUUUUCGGUGUGUAGUGUAAAUAAAAUUCUUGUAUUGUCUUGUCUAACAAACGCGUUGUUCAUUUUAGGAACAUCUAAUUAUCGAGUCAUUGAAACGGCACACUGCUUGUUUUAUUUUUUUUUUUUUUUUCUUGUAGAAUAUUCACUUGAUGAAAACGCUCAAGUUCGUGAUCAAUCAGAAGCAAGUCACGUUCAAUCAUUCAACGUUGUCGUAGAACCUGAGAGAGAUUAG
This is a messenger RNA of Porites evermanni, 10994 nucleotides long. The record is from the annotation of a GenBank genome assembly. NCBI's taxonomy places the organism in Eukaryota, Metazoa, Cnidaria, Anthozoa, Scleractinia, Poritidae.